CUCGUCCUUCCCCCCUGCACAGCUACACUACACCAGGCUGGAGUCCCCGGCAGCACGGCGCGCAACACAACACACUGACAGCUGCGACUGACUCACAACCAAGGGGGAAAAGAUGGAGCACAGAGACAUGGACUUCAACAUAAUGCUAGCGACGGACUCAUACAAGGUAACACAUUACAAACAAUACCCCCCCAACACAAGUAAAGUGUACUCCUACUUCGAGUGCCGCGAGAAGAGGACAGAUCCUGGCAAAAACAGAAAAGUCAAAUAUGACAAAACCGUCUUCUACGGCCUACAGUACAUCCUCUACAAAUACCUAAAAGGAAAGGUAGUGACUCCAGAGAAGAUCCAGGAGGCAAAGGAGGUAUACAGAGAACACUUCCAGGAUGACGUUUUCAACGAGAAAGGGUGGACUUACAUUUUGGAGAAAUACAACGGACACCUGCCUAUUGAAAUCAAGGCAGUGCCAGAGGGGAGCGUCAUUCCUCGAGGCAAUGUUUUGUUCACAGUGGAGAGCACAGACCCUGAAUGCUACUGGCUCACCAACUGGGUGGAGACCAUUCUGGUUCAGAUCUGGUACCCUAUCACUGUGGCGACCAACUCCAGAGAGCAGAAGAAGAUCCUCGCCAAGUACCUCCUGGAGACUUCUGGGAACUUGGAGCGACUAGAGUAUAAACUGCAUGACUUUGGCUACAGGGGCGUCUCCUCACAAGAGACUGCAGGCAUUGGGGCCUCCGCCCAUCUGGUUAACUUCAAGGGCACAGACACGGUCGCCGGCAUCGGAGUCAUUAAGAAGUACUACGGCACCAAGGACCCUGUGCCAGGCUUCUCAGUGCCUGCUGCAGAGCACAGUACCAUCACAGCGUGGGGAAAGGACCAUGAAAAAGACGCCUUCGAGCACAUCAUCAAACAGUUUCCCAACGUGCCCGUAUCCAUUGUCAGCGACAGCUACGACAUCUACAACGCCUGUGAGAAGAUCUGGGGAGAAGACCUUCGGGGCCUGAUAGAGAAGCGCAGCGCAGAUGCUCCGCUGGUUGUUCGGCCGGACUCAGGAAACCCUCUUGAUACGGUUUUGAAGGUUUUAGAGAUCCUGGGUAAGAAGUUUAUUCCAUUGGAGAACUCUAAAGGUUAUAAGGUUCUCCCUCCUUACAUCAGAGUCAUACAAGGAGACGGAGUUGACAUCAACACACUGCAAGAGAUAGUGGAGGGCAUGAAGCAACACAGAUGGUCCAUUGAGAACAUUUCCUUUGGGUCCGGAGGGGCUCUGCUCCAGAAACUGACCAGAGAUCUGCUCAAUUGCUCUUUCAAAUGCAGCUACGUGGUCACUAAUGGACUCGGGGUGAACGUGUUCAAGGACCCAGUGGCUGACCCCAACAAGAGGUCAAAGAAAGGUCGCCUGUCUCUGCACCGGACACAGAGCGGAGACUUUGUCACCCUGGAGGAGGGCAAGGGCGACCUGGAGGAGUAUGGCGUGGACCUGCUGCACACAGUCUUUCAGAACGGGAAGAUUGUGAAGACGUACACAUUUGAUGAAGUCAGAGACAAUGCUAAGCUCAAAGAGAGUGAGCUUGAAGAGCUGCUGCACUGAGCGCAGCACUACUGAACCCCCCCCACCCUCCACCCUAACCCCCAAAACAACCCCUUCCCCCCCUUUAACCCUUCACCUUUUGCCUCCAGCGUCGCCUCAGAAAACGGAGGUAGCGUGCACUGCUAAUAGAUCCCACCCCUAAAGCCUGAAACCCCCCCCUCCCGAAACGUUCCUAAAAACCUGAGAACUCCCUUAAAAUUAAUGGAAAUUCACAUUCAGUUUUUGGCUCUCCAGUUGGAGUAGAGAAUUUGGAAACUCCCACACCUCUGAUGAACAGCGAACACCCCAUGAGUGUAAGGGGGAAAAAAAGAGAGAGAGAGAGAGAGAGAGAAUGACCGAGCAGUUUAGUAAGACAGGAACAACAGAGAGAGAAGUCGCGAUUACGAUGACAAAACGUGCGUUCACUUCCAUGCUGCUGCUGCCCCCUGAUUGGACUUCAGCACAUUGCACUGAUAAGCCAGACACAUUGCAACGUAAGAAUGUGAUUGGCCGCUGAUAGGCUGUGUGUCUGCAGACUUUUCCAUGCAGACACAAAAAGCAAAUCAGACGAUUGUAGGCUUUUGAAUGAGCUCCCGGCGGCUGCAUGCGGAGUGAAUGCCACGGUGAGUCGCGGCGAGAAAGCCGAUGUCAGAAAGAGACAGAGAAAUAUAAAGCCACACCCACACCAAUGACCCCCCUGUGUAUCGUGUUUAGAGAAAAAAAAAAUACAUGUCUGAAUCUACUUAGCUUUGUCUUUUACGUGAAGGAAGAAAAUGAUGGUUAUGGUAUAUAACGGUGCACCGAUAACAUUGACCGACAACAGCUAAUAUGUUGCUUCUACUUGGAGAUCAUGAAUACUGUAAUUAUGGGCGAUGCUUUUAAUCAGUAGUUAUGGCCUAAAUUAUAAAAGGCCAUGUAUCAAGUACUACCUGAAUAUUUUGUACUCUUUACUCCGCCAAAUAAAAUGUUAUUGGUGCAUCUCUGAAGGUAUAUAAGUGAUCAUCUGCUUGCCAUUAUGUUGUCCACAGAGCGUUCAUAUCAUGAAGACACAAUUCCACAAUUCUGUUCAAGGAGGGAGGACCUCAAAGUGGCGUUUAAAUGUUGUUUUUUUAAUUUUUUUUGAAUUUCAAAUAUAUAUAUAUAUAUAUAUAUAUAUAUAUAUAUAUAUAUAUAAUGAAUGACAGCAUUAUGUCAAGCUCAUUUUCUAUCAGUGAUUUAAGUGUUCCGUGUCCUGAAGAAGUCCCAAAUCUUCCUAUGGCUAAGUUGACAAUAUUGGAUUUGAGUCAAAAGUUUCAGAUUGGGUCUUCAUGAUGGUGAAUGCUCUUUAAUCCAGUCUUUACUGUACAAGACCAAGAGUUGAUGUAAGAAGAAAACUACAUCACAGAAAAUUGUCUUCACUGGAAUGAAGAUGAUCUAAUUAUGUGUUUAUGAAAGAUUACAUAUGUGGCUCCUGGACAGAAAUGUAUGUUAAAUGUUGAUGUGUGUGCUUGGAUCCGUGUGUGCGAGUGGUUGUGUGUUUGUGUGCGAGGGGAGUGUGUGUACUGAUGUUUCUUCCUCUAAAGGAUUGCGUAGUAUUCCUUUAUGCAAACGUGCUCGUCGAUAGGGGGAAUAGAGGACACUCUUCCUUUUUACUUUGUCGGCCUUUUAUUCUGAAAGGAGGGCGCAGCUUUGUGACCAACAGGGACUUAUACAGGUAGUGAGUGUGUUUUUGUUUUUUUCCUUUUGGCAAUGUAGAAAGCAACUAAGAGGCAGAUCGGGAUCAGAAAUAACUUUACUGACAGCACAUGUACCGGCCAUGCUUUGGCAGUCGGUGGUGGUCUCGGGUAUCACUGCCUUAACUCCUUAAAAGCAGGGAAACUUCAGCAGCGGUGAUUCUGGGUAAAGUGCAUGCGGUACUCUUUGUUUGGACUCAUUGCCCAGGUAUGAAUGGGAUCUUGCUGAUACUGUCUUAUGGAGUUAAUUAUCCUUCCCAUUCAGAGCAUCUCAAAGGAAUUUCACUCCACUGUGUGCAGGUGCGUUUAGUCACAUUGCUGAGUCGGCCCUUUCAGAGUGAAAGGAUUUUUUUCUGUCGUCGAGCUAGGAGGCUUUAAAGAGGAGCUAGGAGCUGGUGACGUCACAGGAAACUAUUUUUUUUGGGUGGAAACGUUCAGGCUGUACAGCAGGCGCCAUUUUGCCUCGACUUUUUGGCAAUUUGGCAAAAUAAAAACUCAGCUAUUAACAAAUUAUUUUUAGCCAUUUGGUUCUAGGAAUGGCAAUGUCAGUCCGGCACUUUGGUGCUGAAAUAUCUGUCGGAAUAAUUGCAGUGAUAUGUUGCACAAACAUCCAUGUUCCCCAAAAGUUAUAUAACUUUUAAUCUAAAGCGAUCAUCAGGUUUAAAUUUUUAUGUCAAAUACUUUGGUUCAUGACUAAAUACCUGAAAAACUGAUUCCCAUCAGCCUCAUCUGUAUUGUUGUGUGUGUGUUUUAGCAAAUGUUAGCAAGCUAACACGCUAAACUAAGAUGGUGAACGUGAUUAUUAUUACACCUGCGAAACAUCAGCACGUUAGCAUUGUCACUGUGAGCCUGUUGGCAUGCCAACAUUGGCAUUUAGCUCAAGGUACAGCUUCACAGAACUGCUACCAUGGCUUUAAACUGUCCGGGUAAUAGUUUAUUCUCUCCCUGCACACUAACUUUCAGCCAUUUUACACUCAGUACUUCACACACACACACACACACACACACACACACACACACACAAACACACACACACACACUCUCCUGGGAGCUGCCCACUGCUACCACAGCCUGCUAAAUGUUUGCCACUGAGCCGCUUCACCGGAGCUAUUAGAGCUUCAUUGACCUUAUUCCCUUUCCCCACGGACGCCGACCCUGAUAGUUUUCUGAGAUUUUUUUUUUGAAGACCUUGAAGAAACCUGUGAUGUCACUGACUCCCACCCUCCCCCUCCUGGCUCAGACCAACCUGCUCAAACACAGACAAAAGCUGGGAAACAACAUAGCUCGUCACAUGCUGAAACAAUGUCACACUAGUUUCUUUAUUUUCCUUCUGUUUUUGCACCUGUCAAUAUCGUUACCUGUCAAAAUAAUUUGUUAUCCAAUUGUUCUGGAGUAACGACACAGUUAUUUUUAUUUUUCCAAUUAUGGGGUGCAUUUUAGUAAAACUUUGAUUUUACUAUUUUGAUACUGUCUCAGUUCUUACCUCAGAGAAAUAUUAUUUUGUAUGACAAAGGAGAAAAAAAUGCCAGAAAUAUUGCAGUAAAUAACCUUAUUUACAAACGAUGCGGCCAUACUGCCUUCUCACUUGUACAUACAACAACUAUCUUGACUGAACGCAGCGAGAGCGGGAUAGAGAGACGACCACAUUAGAUAAUAGUAAUAUUAUUAUUUUUGUCAGAACAACCGUUUUUUUGUACCAACAGAAGAAUAUCCAAAACGGCUUGACUGAAUUGGCAGUGUGACUGUUUUUUUGUGACUGUCAAGCUUUUAGCUUCUGUGUGUGUGUGUGUGUGUGUGUGUGUGUGUGUGUGUGUGUGUGUGUGUGUGUGUGUGUGUGUGUGUGUGUGUGUGUGUGUGUGUGUGUGUGUGUGGUCUUGAAUGCCUCUUGUGUAAUGGAUGAAAAAAAACUGUUUGUGAAUACUUUUUUUUCCUGUUAUGUUGUUGUUGUUUUACUCGUAUGUAUAUGUUGGUUGUCCCAAAAAUCUCUCCCAACACAACUGAUAUUUUAACAAACAUAACUUGCUAUAUUGUCAACAAUACAUUGAUUAAAGAUGCCACCCUGUCAGUUUGAAA
Molecule: messenger RNA, 5352 nt
Organism: Dicentrarchus labrax (European seabass)
Lineage: Eukaryota; Metazoa; Chordata; Actinopteri; Moronidae
Gene: nampt1
Product: nicotinamide phosphoribosyltransferase 1
Exons: 11
Coding region: 113-1588 (491 amino acids)
Biological process (GO): NAD+ biosynthetic process
Molecular function (GO): nicotinamide phosphoribosyltransferase activity
Source: RefSeq, a predicted model, not a curated record